This is a messenger RNA of Babesia sp. Xinjiang, 1368 nucleotides long. RefSeq lists its product as uncharacterized. The record is from RefSeq and is a predicted model, not a curated record. Bases 1 to 1368 code for a protein of 455 amino acids. Lineage: Eukaryota; Apicomplexa; Aconoidasida; Piroplasmida; Babesiidae. The transcript has 3 exons.
AUGAAUAACGGUGGGCGUCCAGCAUCCGAAAAUAUCUUUAGUGAGGACGUAAAAGACCCUUCACUUUUCGUGAUUCACUCCUCAGACGAAGACAAUGAGGAUGAAGAAGCGAUCGAACAGACAAUUCGGACGCCUCAUAAGGUUGAUUUAAGGGGACGAAGAGUAAAUGACACCAACGAUAUUAUUAGUGACAAGAUAAUCCGCCAAACCAGAUUGGACGACGAGCUCUAUGAUCAAAAAUUAAAGACCAAUAGUAUACUUACCGAAAUCAACAAGAUUUUUGAUCACGCAAUUACUGUUCCAUUUGCUCAUGAUGUUAAAGAAUACAGAUCAAAGGAGUCGAGAUACUGCUGUAACGAUGCAGAAACCUUACGAAAUAUCGGAGUGCCAUCUGCUGUUUUGCCAGCCGAUCUGAAGAGUAAACAAAAGCGUGUUGAUGUUACUUCAUCAGGUAUGACAGCAACGGGGAAACGCCAACGCAAGAGGAAUGUGCGAUAUGUCUUCGACGAAGCAAUCGUAUUGUCUGAACAGGAAUCAGAUGAAGACUACCUGCCUAGUCAAAUUCCGCUAUCUACACGGUUACCGCCUGUGCAUAGACGUGUCUCAGCACGGAUUCGUGAAAAUAAUGGUCUGCGUGGUAGCAUGACAGAUUCCGAAAGUCCCCCCGCACUUCACGGGAGUCCAAUGAUCUCGAAUGACAAGUUUUCUCAAAUUGCAAGGGCAAUAGCAACAGUGAAACACAAAAACGUAUCCUGCAAGCACUUGAAACAUACGGGCUCCAAGAGGAGUCAACCUGCAAUAUCGCAAUGUGAGUUAAUUGAUCACAGUAUUUCUGGGGGCAACUUAAGUAAACAACUGCGGCUUAACACCAAGGGAUACCAAAAACAUAAAACAGACGUUAACAAGAAAGAGGGUGACGAAUAUGACCCAUCACGCAGUAUGUGCCUUAAAUUCGUAAUUCUGGAUGAAAACCAGACCGUGAUAAAAGAUAAAAGGCUUGAUAAAGUCUUCGUGCGGCACGACGAAACUAUAGGCAACCUUGCGGCCAAGUUUGGGAAAUUGUUUAAUCUAGACGAAAACAAAUACAAGGAUGUAACAAUAUACGUAGACGGGGAUAUCCAAUCACAUGAUGUAACAAUAGGGGACGAAAUGCUUGGAAUGGAGGACGGAAUGCAGGUUGAUGUGAAGUUUCCACCGAAAACUGUGGAAGAAAAUGGCAAUAUGCAAUAUAAAAAUGGUAAAAGAGCUGAUGAUGGCCUAACGGGCGACGCCGUUAUCGCGGAAGGUGUAAAGGUGAACGUCUCCACGAAUAUGGAACUUUCGGCCGAACAACCACCAACACACCACGAAAUUAUUGAAAUUGACUGA